Xyrauchen texanus (razorback sucker) is the source of this 1065-nucleotide messenger RNA. Its product is annotated as syndecan-4-like. Gene Ontology annotation, cellular component: membrane; cell surface. NCBI's taxonomy places the organism in Eukaryota, Metazoa, Chordata, Actinopteri, Cypriniformes, Catostomidae. Bases 130 to 756 code for a protein of 208 amino acids. The record is from RefSeq and is a predicted model, not a curated record. Gene Ontology annotation, biological process: cell migration. The transcript is spliced from 4 exons.
UGAUCACACGUUACACAUGAAAGAGAGGACGUCGUUAGAGAGGACUAACAAAACAAGGACCAACAAUUUUGCUUUGAGUAAUUCACUUUGGAAUCUAUCAACAACGUUAGUCAGUGUGGGGUUUAGUUGAUGAAAAAGAUGAUGAAAGUUUACCUCAUGUUGGUUUUGUCCGCGGUGGCUGUCUUCGCAGAAUCGGUACGAGAAACGGAAACAUGGGUACCUCUAAAAAACAAGCCCCAUGAGGAUCUCGAGGCGUCCGGUGACACUCUGAACGGAGAUUUUCAGUUCACUGGCAUAAACCCCACAACUGAUGAUGAGGAUGGCUUUGAUGAAGAUGAGGAUGAUGAUGAUGACAUGUCAGGCUCUGGAGACACCGAGUUAAUCCCAGAAAUCAAGAUUGUGGACCUCGAUAACUGGAUCCCUAAUCUGGAGCUUCCAGUUCCCCCAAAGCCCACCAUUGAUGAUGAGGUUCUGAUCCAGGACAAUGAGGUUGUCUUGCGUAAAGUACCAAACCAAGACGAGUCUCAAACCAGUAAUGUGCUCAUGUCUCAUGCUGGAGAGGAGAGCUUCUUCAACAACACAGAAGUGCUUGCAGCGGUUAUUGCUGGAGCAGCAGUUGGUCUCGUCUUCGCCAUACUCCUCAUCGUCCUCCUCGUCCACUUCGUUCUCCGCAUUAAGAAAAAUGAUGAAGGAAGUUUCGACCUCGUUAAGACACCCAUCUACAAGAAAGCUCCCACCACAGAAAUCUAUGCAUGAGCAUACAUGCAAACACACUCGCUCCGUCUCUCUCUCUCUUUUGAACUAUAAGCUCACACAUUGCCUCAGCCCGACGGGUCGCCACCAACCUCUCACAUACCACGACAACACAGAAGGACCUCACAGGAAUAAUUACUGACUGGACAUUUGCAUUGAAAUCUCAUAAGUCAUGAAAAGUGACUUGGAGAGGACUGUGGCUGUUUGCAAACUGCUCAAUUCAGAAGAUGACUGUCUUUUUGUUUUCACUUCCUCAAUUUAUUGCCUUUUAUCAUGUGGCCAAUUGCAUCCAUUUUUUUUUUUUUUUUUUUU